ACAAAGGGGACCCAGCUCCCCGAAAAUUAUCGUUUAAAUGUAAGUUUUUAAGUGUUUUUAAUCUAUCCGUGUCAUGUGUAUCCUGUUUAUAUUUAUAUUAUAUAUAUAUUAUAAGCCAAAUUUGGUUUCGAAUAUCUUACAAAGCGAACAGAAAUUUAAGUUUUAACUUUGUAAGAGGUUUAUUAUGAGAUAACAAGGCGUAUUUUAAACCUUUUUAAAUAAUUUGUUGUGCAAUUUUUAGUAUAUAGAUUCAAUUGUAGAAAUCCAUUUAAUACGUACAACUAUUAUUAGAAAAUAUCUAGAAUGCUCUAAUCAUCAUUCAGCACUCUCUGGAAAUUUGAUGGCAACAGAAUUUAAAUGUGCCGUAAAUCGGAAAAUCAAUGUUAUAAAUAUAGUAGGUACCGUAACUUACACAAAAGCUUUCUUAUAGGCUACUUUCCAUGGAAAAUAUUGCUCUACACAUUAAUAAAAUACAUUCCUAUGUUGGAUUUUUCAGUAUUGAUAUUGCCGUAUUUUUAUUGGAAGGUAUGGAAAUUUCAAGUAAGAGUUAUGCUGCUGUCGAAGAUGCUAUUGCCUGUUAUUUGGAUAUUCAUGGAAUCUUAAAAAACAUCAUUGCUUCCACCAAGACUUAUAAGGAGUCUCUGUCUGAACAAGACGAUUUAUUAAUGCCGUUAAGAUUCACCAUUGAAGUUAAUUUGGUAGACUUGACUGAAAUAGAUGUUGUAGCCACGCAAUUCUUGAGGAGAGAACCACAUUUAUUUUGCAAACUCGUGGAGAAAGUUAUUCAUUGUGCUAUUAAUAAUGGUUUAGAUCUUGAGAUAGAAUUGAAUAGAAUUCAAGUUACACUGAGAGUUGACUUGCCAAGUUUUCCUGAUUCCAUGUGCUCAUCCACAUCUCACCUCUUACCUGGUCUGUUUAUAAUGAGAGGAAUUCUCAUCGCAGUAACUACCGUCUCAAAAUAUUUACUCAGCAAGCUGUAUUAUUGUCCUAUCUUAGAGUGCACUUGUGGUGGCUCAAGGGAAAGAGUGGAUGCAGACUGUCAGCGUUCUGAACAGCGCUGUCCCGUCACCAAUUUUCCAAAAAAUGAAAUUGUAGCCGCCCAAGAAACCGGUGACCAGGCUUUGGGUGUUAUUGUUGAUUCAGAUGCUUUGAAAUUGAAGCCGGGAUUAUCACGAGGAAUAACAGUUUAUUUCAGAGAUGAUCUAGCAAUGGGAUUGAAACUAGGGGGCUGCUACCAACUGACUGUGACCAGAGAUCGCGGGAUGACCAGCUUGAUGGCAUGGGGAGUGCAACAGCUACUGCCUGAGCCACAGUCCCGGCUUCUGUCUGGUCUCCGACUCAAUCAGCUCCCACAAUCCAUACAAACUCUUGUUCAUCAUUUGAGUGUUAAUUGUCCAAGGUCUUCAUGGGCAUUGUUUGCUGCUUUGUCGUCACAGCUAGCUCAUCAGCUCGCUCCUAUGAAUUGCUUUCUCCACCUCAAAGCCGGCAUUCUCCUCAGCCUCGCUUCACAGUGCGUGAAGCAGGAACAAGAGCCGUGCCACCUGCUGUGCCUGGGCAGUGACGGUGUGUCAGUGGUGGCGGAGUGUGCUCGAGUGGCCCGGCGACUGGUGGCGGCGACCGGUGGCUGUGGUGUGGCCGCUGCCGGCCUCUACCGCGUCGACGAGCCCAGUGGCUCCGUGUGGCUGGAGGCUGGGCCACUGAUGCUGGCUGCCGGCGGCGUGUGUCUGCUUGGGGACUGGCAUGCCUACGAGAAGCACAGGACGUCGCAGAUAUUCAACGCUCUUGAGAAUGGAGAAGUAUGCCUUGACACCCAGGAAUACAAAAAGACAACGGGGUCGAUGCCAACUGGAAGUCCAGUCCACCCUGUCGAGUCGGCAAUUUGGGCCACCUGCAAUUACAAAUACAACAGAGCCAGAAAGAAUGCCAACAAGGCUCUUUGCACAGCUAUCGAAUUAUUUGGAAUGCCAUUCAUAGGAUCAUGUGAAUCCAUGGAAGAAAUUGGAGAUUUUACAGUUUUCAAAUUAUCUGAAGCGAGCGUUAAUAGUGGAUUCAAUGCAAAGGCUAAUUUGUUAGUUUCUGAAAAAGAUUUGAGAGAGUUUUUGGACAUAGUAUCAUCAAAAACAGUGGAAAUAUCAGAAAGUGCUCAGAACCUCUUACAACGCUACUUUGUGGAUACUAGAAGAGCUCGCCCUGGAUGUCUGCCUGCCGCUGCCAUCAAAAUCAUGACGGCUCUGUCGGAAGCGCAUGCUCGCAUCGGUCUUAGAGAUGAGGUGAUAGAGAAUGACGCCUUGUUUGUGAUGGCACUCUACGAAGAGGCUCUGUGCGCCAUCUAUGGGCCUUCCAUGCUGACCGACAGCCGACCGCCAAAGAGGCCCAAAACCGCUCAUCCCAUAGAUAUUGCCGAACAGACCCAUGAAAACAUAACUGAGUUUGCAAUCUCGAUUGAUAGAAAUCUGAAGUGUUCUAGCAUAGAUGCUGGAUCGCAUAGCAACUGGCUAGAAGAAUAAUUCGCAGUUUAUGAACUAGUAACAGGGAACUUGAUGAAGACAGUGUUGAUAAAUUUCGUGAUGCUUCUGGAGUAGUGAACUAUUAAAAGAAAGCUGUGUAAUGUAAAUGUUGACAAAUAAUAGCAGUAACUAGGUAAUAGUAUAUAAGAUCAAAUUUUCGGCAUUGAUUCAAUGGGAAUGAUUGUCAUAAAUUAUAUCCAUAUAAGGAAUGCUGACAGUUAUAAGUUAAUCUCACUAUAGUAAGUAAUUUUUUGAAUAUUGUGAAUAAUUUCAGUUGGUAUUGUAAACAUUGAUCGAAUAGGGUCUUAACAUGACAAGUUAAUUUUAAAAAUAUAUCUCAACACUACUCUAAUAAUAUAGAAGUUUUAUAAUAUUUGUAAUAAUGGAAAAUUAUUCUUGACAAAUUAGAUAACUGUUAAGAAUCACGAAGAGGUAUGAUAAAUUGUGAUUAAGUUGUUCUAGCAUAGUGUUGUUCUCGAGAAUCAAGAAUCUAUUAUGUUUCUCAGCAGGUCAUAAUUUUUCACGAUAUGUAGUUGAAAGAGCAAAAUGGAAAUAUUUAAAUUUACAACCUGAAAGAAUAAAAAUCAGUAACAUCCAAAUAAAAAAGGAAACGAGUAAUAUGAUUGAAGUAAGAAUAUUUUAUUUAUAAUACAAUGAAUAUAAAUACAUAAAACAAAAUAUAAUACUGCUCUAUUCUAAUAUCACAUUCUACUAAUUAAUAAUGAAUUGUAAACAUUUUAAAACUACUUGCAUUCUAGAAUAGAACGAACAUUACACAACAUUUACUACCACUAUAUUAAAAGGAAAACCAAUUAAAACAUUAAUUUAUGAUUGAAGAUUCUUUUGUCUGUAUUACAACAGAUAAAUAUAUAAAACAAAUUAUAUGAAUACAUCCAGUUUUAAUUUCAUUUCCAUGAUUGAGCUGAUUAAUUACAAGUACAAUUUCAAAAAACAUAUAUUAUGAAAGAUUCAUGAAUAUUUUAUAGUACAUUUGUAAUACUGAUGUAACUUGGAAAUUGGAAGCAUUCCGGAUAUGUGUUCAUAAAAUCACAGUUUUAGAUGGACUCAAGGUGCAAGGAUCAUACGUUAUUAUCAAGUAAAUAAUGAAAAGUUAUCAAAUAGAUGAAAAAAAUAGCUGAGAUUCAUAAUAUAAAUUGAUAUGACAAUACACAAGACCGAAUAUAACUUACAUCAAGUCUAUGAUAUACUUAUUUGGAGCAUUACACAAAGUAAUGUUCUGUGGAGCAACCUUAAUCAUUCCUUAGAACUGAAAUAAGAGAGGUUUCAUCUGCACUCACUAAAAUGAGAGUAUACUAAUGUUCUACGGUUAACACCGUAAAUAGUGAAAUAUUAUUCAAUGUUCCAUCAAAGCAUAUACCCUUUAAGAAAUCAUUGUAAAUAUUCCAAGGGUGUGCUUGAAAUUACGGUACUCAUUUGGAAAUCAAUGCUGUAUUACAUAAUAUAAAAAAUAAAAAUUGUUUUUAGAAAACAACACACACGUGAUGCUAGGUUGGUGGUUAAGAUCAGCUCAUUGAAGAAGUUAAGCUUAAUGCAUAUAAAAAUUGACGAAGGCAAUAAUAUGAUUUUGGAACAUUCCAUUCAAGUUUAAGAAGCUAUAAUAAAUAAUAUAGAUAAGAACAAAAAAUAAUUGUGAUGAUUAUUUUGAAUUGAGUUAUAGUGAUUGUUUGAAUCUGAAACCUUUAUCUUGAGACGUAACUAAAAUUGAUGUGAAAUUUAUUAACUAUAUUAUAAUUUUUAAUUUAAAACAUUUCAGCUAAGUAGAAUAUAACUGUAAAUUUCCAAUAAUAUCAUUGAUACAAGUUUGUUUUUGAAAUUAUCAUUUUAGAUUAUUUUAUGAAGUACCUUUAUCGACGUAUCAAUUUUUGUAAAUUAUUGUAAUAAAUUUGUAUUUUAAACAGGCUGAUAUAUUUUAUUAGUUUUCAAUUUUAAAGAAUGAAAAAUAAAAUAUUAAAAAAAUGCAUUACUAUUACUAUUAUUAAUUAGAUAUAAGACAGUACCAAAGAAUAGCUCUGUACUCACAAGUAAAUAAUAUAUAUGAUUACAAUGAUAGUUUCAAAACAUCGUAUUAUGAAUCAAUACUCAACACGAUAUCAAAAACUUCUAAAGAAUUUUCCAAACUUACAACGCGUACAUGAGGAAGAUAGAGGUAUAUACAAUAAUUUCUUAUCUUUAAUUGAAGAAUUUACAAUACACAUAUUUUUAUUAGUGAUUAAGACAUUGCUCGAGAAGUAUUCAACACUUAUAUUAUACAGUCACACACGAAUUUAUUGGGGUUUCUUUUUAUAUUACAACGUUAAUAAUGUUAAUUCUCCCAAACCGAUUAAAGAAAUAUUGGCCUACUACAUGAAUCAUACUCAUGACUUAUUUAUAUUUUAUGUAUUUGUCUUAAAAUAUUAUAUGCUCGUCUUGAAAAUGAGCAUAAAUAGAUCACAAAGGAAUUGGAGGAAAUAUGCUACAUCAGUGACAAAAUCAAUUGAUGCUUUUAAAAAAUUUAAAGCAAGGAUCACUUAUAAAUCUUCCCCUCUGAGAUUCUUGAUUUAUUGAUUUUACAAAGUCCAUGUAAAACGUAUAUGCUAUUAUUCAUGAUAGUACACAAUCGUAUUUUUUGAAGAUAUCAUGAAAAAUCCAAUAGUUAUCUAAACUUAAUAAUAGAUACAAACUUUUACAAGUCAUUGAUUGAUUUU
Molecule: messenger RNA, 5212 nt
Organism: Nilaparvata lugens (brown planthopper)
Lineage: Eukaryota; Metazoa; Arthropoda; Insecta; Hemiptera; Delphacidae
Gene: mei-218
Product: minichromosome maintenance domain-containing protein 2
Exons: 11
Coding region: 441-2507 (688 amino acids)
Biological process (GO): double-strand break repair via break-induced replication
Molecular function (GO): DNA binding; ATP binding; single-stranded DNA helicase activity
Source: RefSeq, a predicted model, not a curated record